Molecule: messenger RNA, 540 nt
Organism: Ilex paraguariensis (yerba mate)
Lineage: Eukaryota; Viridiplantae; Streptophyta; Magnoliopsida; Aquifoliales; Aquifoliaceae
Source: the annotation of a GenBank genome assembly
AUGUUAGGGUUCAAUUCUGUCAUACACCCAUCUUUAUCAAUUUCAUCCCCAAACCCAUCGAUUUCCAGGUCCCUUACAAUCAUUCGCACCCUAAACUUGCCAUCUUUACCCUUCAAAUCUCGAUUGCAACAGAACCCUAGAAAAUUAUCGACCCAUGCAGAGAAUGGUAAGGGCAAUAAUAGUAAUGGGGGUGUGAACACAGAUACGGAGGAAAGAGAAAAAAGAGAGAAUGGGUUCAACGUUAAUAACGGUGGCAGAGAAGAAGAUGUGAAGAAGGAAGAGGGAAAUGGAGGGCCCAGAUUCAAUCUAAAGUGGGUCAAUCUGUUGUUGGACCCAGACCCAGAUAACAUCCUAGCCGUUGGAUUGACGGGUGUUCUUGCUUGGGCAAGUUUGCAAGUGUUGGGGCAGCUCUUCUUCAUAUCAUUGGCUAUUUUGCUUGCUGCUCUCAAGAGAAUCUGUGAUUUGUACUGUGUGAUGCUGCAAUCCAACAACAUUCUGAAGCAGAAACAUGCACCAGAUGUUCGAAAAUGGAAAAAGUAA